CAAAAUCUAGGAUCAAUACAAAAGAGCACAUGAUCAUUGCUACAAUUAACGAUAAUACCAACCGUCCACGUGCAUCUCUUUCCCGGCCCAAGAACACUCUCACUUACAUGAUUUCACUGAUGUACCCUUCUUCUUCCUCCUCUCUGUUCCAAACCCAAGUACUACAAUAAUUCUCUCACAUUCCCAUGGAAGGUAAAGCCAUCGCGACGUCUCUCGGUGGUGAUCGUGUAUUGAUAUUCCCGUGUUCUCCUCGCUCUUCCUUCGUUUUUACAUCCCGGCUCUCUAGCCUGCCUCUAAAGCGUGCGUCUAUCGGUGGUGCUGUCUCUUGUUCCGGCGUCAAUGGCUUGACUCGGUGGAAUUCCAUUGUUUCGACUCGCCGACUCGUUCCUGUUCGUUCAAUUAACUCGGAAUCGGACUCGGACUCCGACUUCCCUCACGAGAAUCAGCAGGUGCGGUUUGAAUUUCUGAGCAUAUGAAUUCUAAAAUCAAACGCUCAAUUUUGUUAAUUUUUGGUUGGUGGAUGUUUUUUAUUUUGGGUUUUUUCUCAAAGGGAAAUCCAGGUUUGGGGAAAUUUAAGGAAUACCAAGAAUGGGACUCAUGGACGGCCAAGUUCUCCGGUGGAGCAAACAUUCCGUUUCUCAUGCUCCAAUUGCCUCAGAUCAUCCUCAAUACCCAGAAUCUUUUGGCGGGAAACAAUACCGCUCUUUCGGCUGUCCCAUGGCUGGGAAUGUUGACUGGUUUGUUAGGAAACCUUUCGUUGCUUUCUUAUUUUGCUAAGAAGAGAGAAAAAGAAGCAGCUGUGGUGCAAACACUGGGAGUGGUCUCUACUCACAUUGUGCUUGCACAGCUCACAAUGGCUGAAGCAAUGCCUAUUCAGUAUUUUGUUGCUACUUCAGCUGUUGUCACCAUCGGUCUCAUUGUGAACUGUUUGUACUAUUUCGGUAAGCUUAGCAAAACUGUGUGGCAACUGUGGGAAGACGUUAUCACUAUUGGUGGACUCUCCGUUCUUCCUCAAAUCAUGUGGUCAACAUUUGUCCCUCUUGUACCAAACAGUAUCUUGCCUGGGACAACUGCUUUUGGUAUUGCUGUGGCAGCUAUAAUCAUGGCUCGAACUGGGAAACUUUCAGAGAAAGGUGUUAGGUUUGUAGGGUCUUUAUCUGGAUGGACAGCAACUCUUAUGUUCAUGUGGAUGCCAGUUUCCCAAAUGUGGACAAAUUUUCUAAACCCGGACAACAUAAAAGGCUUAUCGUCAAUCACAAUGUUGCUCUCGAUGAUGGGAAACGGGCUUAUGAUCCCUCGAGCACUAUUUAUCCGUGAUUUGAUGUGGCUCACUGGUUCGCUAUGGGCAACUCUCUUUUAUGGAUAUGGAAAUAUUCUUUGCUUAUACCUGGUAAAUUGCACCAGCCAGUCAUUCUUCGUGGCAGCUACAAUUGGUUUGAUCUCAUGGAUAGGACUGGCUUUGUGGAGAGAUGCAGUGGCUUAUGGUCACAACUCGCCGUUUAGAUCUUUGAAAGAACUUGUUUUUGGACCGUAAUGAAUGAAUGUACACGCCAUAAACGCCCUUUGUUCAAGCAAGUCCAUAGAGAUUACAUGUAUUUUCAUUCUUUUUUCCUAAGGGUUAUAAGACAACUACUCUGUAAUUUCAUGUAUUUUUUUACUUGAAUCAUAUAGUAAAAUAAUGUCUGAUAUCAAAAAUAACUUUUGAUAUUGAACGGUCAAAAAUCAAAAUCGAAACAUUCUCGGUUCA
Molecule: messenger RNA, 1747 nt
Organism: Arabidopsis thaliana (thale cress)
Lineage: Eukaryota; Viridiplantae; Streptophyta; Magnoliopsida; Brassicales; Brassicaceae
Gene: RCP1
Product: root cap 1 (RCP1)
Exons: 8
Coding region: 473-1534 (353 amino acids)
Biological process (GO): maltose transport
Cellular component (GO): chloroplast inner membrane
Source: RefSeq, marked reviewed